ACAGGGAAUAUGGUUUCACCGUAUGAGGACAAGAUUGGAGGUAACCCAAUAGGUCUCCUGCAGGAACUGUGCAUGUCGCGACGAUGGCCACCACCCACCUACUCGACCGAGCAUGAGGAGGGGUUACCCCACGAGCGCCAGUUUACCAUCGCCUGCCUUGUCUUUAAGUUCAAGGAAAUAGGUAUGGGAAAGUCCAAGAAACUAGCCAAGCGACAGGCUGCCAACAAAAUGUGGAACAAACUCAAGGAUAUUAGUGUGGAAACCAACAACAUCUCAUUCAAUCUGGAGGACGAUGAUGAGAUAACUCAGCGCGUUUCCCAGAUCAAUCACGAAUUUGGUGAACUGAAAGAGGCAAAAAUUCCGACCUUGACGACCCCACAUAGUCACAAGGUGUCUCAGUUUCACAAGAACCUCAAAUCUUCUUUUGGUGAAAAGCUUAAUGAGUUACAGACGGUUGUGCUGAAGAAUCAGGGCUUCAACUUUGUACAGUUCUUACAAGAAAUAGCUUCUGAGCAGCAGUUUGAGGUCACUUAUGUAGAUAUUGAAGAAAAGUCCAUGACAGGAAAGUAUCAGUGUCUGGUACAACUGUCCACCUUGCCUGUAGCGGUGUGUCACGGCUCUGGGAAUAGCUCUAAGGAAGCUCAGACGGCUGCAGCACACAACGCUCUUGAGUACUUGAAGAUAAUGACGAAGAAAUGAACAUCUCCCGGACCCGAACUGGAAGGAGACUGUUGGUAGCUGCCUCUUCUACAACCGUAUGGAGUCCGACAUAUGACUUAUCCCCUAGGCUCCAUACGGUUGCAGCGAGCGCAAAGAAUCCACAAGUCUCCUCUUCAUUCGGCUGGUACCAAACACUUUGACGACGUCCACUCGAUGGGCGUGUACAAUUAUUUUCCCUGAGAAUAGAUUUUCCUUUCUUGUUUGUGCUACCUCAUUAAGUGUUGCACUGAGCUUUUGCUUUUAGAUGUUUAUCGUGUCUGUUGUCGAGAUGACAAAAAAAAAUGUUCAUGUCUGUUUUCUAGACAACAACAAAAUUUGAAAUUGUCUAAAGGGAAAUGUAAUAUCGGGGUGGGACCAUCUUGGACAGUUAUUUCAACCUCUUUACUCGCAGAUUUUUAAUUUUAUUAAUUUUGCUGACGAUUUAAUCUUAAAUGUUAUUGUUUAUUGUUACCUGUCAAACGAAAAUUAAUUAUAAAGUUCUAUCUUUACAUUAAACAAGAUGUUAUUCAAGGUGUUUUUUUUUAUCUUGAAAUAUUUAAAUUAGAAAUUCAAAUUGUUUCUUCCAAAUUUAUGACAGUAUUUUUAUACUUACAUUCAAUUGUACUUUUAGAAUAAAAUGUCUUAUUUUUAACACUUGUUAAUGAGUUCAUAAUUGGCUUGUCAUUUUAUUUUAGAACACAUAUCAUUAUGUUUCAGAAAAUCGUGUUGGGAACGAACAUUGUGAUUUUUAUGUCAGGCUGUAGUAAUUUGUAAUGUUUCCAUAACAUUUUUGUUAUAUUUCUGCAUGAUAAUUACAACCUAACUCAAUUCUGCAGCUAAUUAUUCAGUUGUUAAUUGUGUUAAGACAUUUGUGGAAAUUAACGAUGAAUUGACACUUUUGAAUGCUGCACCUGUAAUCCAUGGCUCUUUUUAGAAUAAUGAUUGUUUUUAAUAAUUUCAAACAAAUAAUUGCUUGCAUUCAGUAUAUGGUAUAAAUGUUUUAAUGAAAUGACUCGAUUCUUCUUACUUUGUUCUUUCUUGGAAAACAAUUUUUUUGAACAAUUAAGUUUAAAAUUUAUAAAUAUUGGGAACAUGUAAAUAAAACACAUUUAAAAAUGUUUCUUGUGUUCAGAAUAAUUGUCAAUACUUUUUAGCAAACAUUGAAUUAGAUUUUGUAUUGUUUUAUGUGUAAUAUAAUUUGAAACAUAAGUUUUUACACAAUGUAACUUACAAUAUUAGCAUUUGCUGCUUUCUCUCAUUGAAUCAUUUUAGUAACAUGGUUAGUUAAAUCUUAAACAACUGAUUCUGUCAAAUUACGUAAUCUGCAUUUAACACAUCUUCAUCAACACUUGUCUUUUUCCUCCUUGCCAAGAUUUUUAAUUUGGUCAAACUAUUUGUAGAUUUUCAUCCAGUAAGUACAUGGAAGAUUUGUUGUGGUAUGUAUGUAAGAAAAACAAUAUUUUAGUUCAGUUUUAAAUCACAAGUUUUAUAAAAUCUAAAAUUGAGGUGAUGGAAAAUAAAUUUUAGGUUUUAAUCGAUUUAGAUUUGUACUCAUCAUCAAACUUUUUUAAAAUAAGUAUUAUUUAAACAUUAAAAAUAUAAAUAAGUCUUGUUGGAAAAUCGCAGCACUGUGAGUUAAAAAAGGUUGAAUUUUCUUUCCAAGGUGGUCCAAAUUUCCAGAGCAAGGCUGUUUAUCUACAAGCUAUACUUUGCAUAGAACUAGUGGGAUUUUCCCCUUCUCACAUUUGGAGGGACACUACCAGAAAAUUGCAAAAAAGGAGAGAAGUUCUGUUUUUUGUUCACUGUGUCAUCUUUUUUUGUGUUUUGUAUUUUUUGUAGUUUUCCUCUGGUGAGUGCUGGUUUUAUGGACCGACUACUUUUGGAAAAUGGGCAUUAUUUUAAUGCAAAGUAUAGAGGUUGUAAUAUUUGAUCUAGUUGUAGUUAUAAGUUUAGUUCCUUAGCUAUAGAUGUAUGUACUUUAUCUUUGACGUAUUUUAAAGAUUCAAUAGUAUAAAGAAAGCAUAAUCACAACUGAUAUUGUUAAAUAUGUUCUCAUUUCUUAAAAGUUGAUUUAAAAUUGUGAUGCCUGUAUGAACUUUGUUAAUUUUGUUGCUGAAGAGUUGAGCUAUUUAAUUUUCAAGUGUUUAAAUUUGUGUUGUUAGAACGAAAGAGUUAAUUAUUUUCUUUUCAUGUAGAUAUGGUUUAAAAUAGAAUAAGUAUAAUUUGUCAAUCAAUUUAAUCUGUAACCACCUCAUUGUCAAAUUAAUUCAGAAUUCCAUCUGUAUCAACUUUUGAGAAGUUAUGUGCUAGUAAAAACAUAGAACAGA
Molecule: messenger RNA, 3026 nt
Organism: Homalodisca vitripennis (glassy-winged sharpshooter)
Lineage: Eukaryota; Metazoa; Arthropoda; Insecta; Hemiptera; Cicadellidae
Product: RISC-loading complex subunit tarbp2-like
Exons: 5
Coding region: 10-699 (229 amino acids)
Source: RefSeq, a predicted model, not a curated record